Zingiber officinale is the source of this 1862-nucleotide messenger RNA. RefSeq lists its product as uncharacterized. The coding region runs from base 173 to 1426 and encodes 417 amino acids. The record is from RefSeq and is a predicted model, not a curated record. NCBI's taxonomy places the organism in Eukaryota, Viridiplantae, Streptophyta, Magnoliopsida, Zingiberales, Zingiberaceae. The transcript is spliced from 13 exons.
GCUCUUCUUCGCCAUAAAAGGAAAAUAAAAAUAAAAAAUGCCGACCUCUCUGCUGCUCCUCCGGCGUCGCCAUGUGAGGUACUCUCGAGAAUCGCGAAGAUCUCCAUGCAGAGAACGAGAGAGAUCUCCUCCUCCAUGAUGGUCAGGGCAAAUGAUCUAAUCCUGAAGAAGAAUGGGUUGCACUUCGUCCAUUCCGAAGAGGAAGAAGAAGAAUAUCAGCAUCGAUGAGGUCGCAGUGUUCGUCCCAGUUCUCUGGAUACCUGUGGACGUGGAUCUGGUUCGCCCUCUUCGGGGAUUAGUGCCUCGGGACGUUCUUGAAAAACUCUCUACAUUUCGUCGACGAAUAGUAUCACUGGCAAAAGAGAGUUCUUUUUCAUCAAUAUCUAACGUUUUGGAAGCCCAUCGAACUCUUGAUGAUUACCUACCCAUUCUUAUUGGUUUAGUAAAUCCUGAAAGCCAGCUUGAGACAUCAGUUGAGUUCAAGUGGAAAAGCCUUGGAGAUGAUGGACAUGUAACUUGUUUUGCAAGUGCUUGGUACGAAAUGCUCUCGGUUGUGCAUAUGAAGGCAAUCUUGUCUUUCUUAGAAGCAAACCUAAUUCUCAGGUCUAAGGAUAAUCCUGAUUCAUUGGAAAUUAAAGUAUCUGAAGAUUCAAAGAGUACUGCUAUUGAAUUAUUACUCAAGGGUUCAGGGUGCUUGGAGUAUGCGAUUCACCAUAUAUUGGUGCAUUUGCCAACGCAAAUAAGGACAAGUCUGCCAAAGGAUGUACAAGAGGGCAUAUUGGAGGCUAUCUCCUCUCAAGCAUUGGCUCAGUGUGUUGAGAUGCAGCUGGGUUUGGCACUUGAGUCUGAGAAAGCUACAUUGUCUGUGAAGAGGAGACUAGCCUGUGAGGAAGUCAGCUACUUUGCCCAGGCUCACUACUGGUUGUCAAGAUGUGACACCAGUGAUGCAUAUGGAAAGAAACUUCUCUUGUUCAUUAGAUGGAAGUUCCUUGAAGCUAAGGCAGCAGCAUAUUAUUACCAUAGUCAUAUUCUUGACAAGGGAAGUGAACCAUCCAAUCACAUCAGUGCCGUUUGCUGCCUAUUUGCAGCUGAUGAGCUCCUAAUCGAAAGCAAGAGAGCCAACUUAAGCUUUUGUUUGGCAGCUCCUGUCACCAGGGUCCCUCCUGCAUGGGGUGUCAUGAAGCACUUGUACAGAAAAAUCCCUGAAGUGGCGUCUAAGAAAUCCCAGACGUACAGAUACCUUUUUGAAGAAGACAAGAAUGGGCAUUUGCAAGCUUUGCCAGAUCUUCCAGAAUUCCCUCUGUCUUUGAGGCCUGAUGACUACGAGUUACCAGAAGUGGACGCAUGCUGGAGUAGUGAGAAUGGGCAACCUCAGCUCCUAACUCUCAAGGCUCAUCUCAAAGAUGAGGAGAUUGAUUCAGACUGAACUGCAAUUCUCAUAGACAAUGCCAGACAUACACCAUUACCAAAUUCUUCACCAUUUGGAAGAUCUUAGUGGAUAUAAAAUGAUGAUGAUGAUAACUAAGAAGCUGUGUUGCAGCAUGGAAAAACUCACAGCGGGGAGAUAAUACUUGUAGAGAAAUUAAAACUUUGUUAGAAAGUAACAUGAAUUUUAUUUGAAAGGGAAGGGAAUGCUAUAAAAUGAUGGAUUUUCUUUCUGUAUUACCAACAACAGUCUUACUCUUCUAAAAACAUGGUUAAUCUUUACUAUGAAAUUGCUAUAACUAGUACAAUAAUAAAAUCAUAACGUACUUGAGGUUGUUCAGAAGUUCUAAAAUUUUGGAAAUUGAUAUGAUUGUUGAAUUAUUACCUUUCCUUAGAGCUUGGUUUUUGUCCACCAAGGAGAUCUGAAAUCAAUUGGA